Ruditapes philippinarum (Manila clam) is the source of this 3694-nucleotide messenger RNA. Its product is annotated as delta-like protein B. The transcript is spliced from 13 exons. Gene Ontology annotation, biological process: multicellular organism development; cell communication; Notch signaling pathway. Lineage: Eukaryota; Metazoa; Mollusca; Bivalvia; Venerida; Veneridae. Gene Ontology annotation, molecular function: calcium ion binding. The record is from RefSeq and is a predicted model, not a curated record. Gene Ontology annotation, cellular component: membrane. The coding region runs from base 996 to 3440 and encodes 814 amino acids.
UUUACAUAAAAGGUUUAAAAUAUACCGUGCUUUAAGUUUAUCUAAUUUUUUUCUUAUAUUUAGAAAAAAGUGAAAACAAAAAUAAUUUUUUCUUGUUAAGUGUUUUUUUAAAAAACAACAACAAAAAACAUGAAUUUUAAUUAAAUAUAUACAACUUGUACUUUCACUCAGGUGAAAUGACGUGAAAAUAAGUUACAUAGUUUAACGUGAACGUAUUCAAAAUUAAUUACCGUGUGGAUUAAAUGAUUCGAUGAAUUAUUUUGGUGGAGUGGAGAAAAAAAAAUUAUUGAAAAAUUUUCAUGAUAACCGAAUUAUUUUGUUAUUCAUGUAUUGGAUUAUAUAAAAAGGAUUAAUUAUAAAUAAGUAAACAAAGGAUUAUUCAAAUUAGACAAAAUAUGCUGGAUUAACAUUUCUUCCAAACGGUAAAUCUAGCAAGCAACAAGGCUCUGUUCCUGUUCUCUGAAAAUUAUGCGGAUUAGAUCUGGAAUUAGAGAAGAGAAGAUAUAUAAUAUACUGGAGGAGGAAGCUAUGUUCGAGAUUAGGACGUAAUAGAAGAAUGCUUGAGAAAUCACUUUAUUUUCCUGCUUUAUCACAAAAUUGUGAAUGUUUACAAAAUCAAAAAAAACUUUUAGUUUGUGGAUUUUUUAUUCAAUGAGUGACAAUCUAAAUACGGAAGCAAUUUCUGGAAUUAUAACUACUGAUAUAAGGUUUAACAAGGCAAAUCACUUGAAAUGACACUGCUCUAUAUCAGAAAUUCAUACAGAAACCUUCCAGUGUUUCUUGACAAAUUGUGUUUAAGUGGACAUCUUUGACAAUAGAUCGAUGCAUUGUCACCGUGUGGAUUUAAAUUUGUGACACUCGUUCCCGACCCACUGUAAGAGCAUUAGACCGUGCCAAUCAAUGUGGUAGGCGGAGCUUAACACGGGAACGAGGCUGAGGGUUAAAGCCAAUAUCAGAAUACUGUACCGGUGCCAAGUGUACGGUAAACAGACAAAAUGAAGUUACGAAAAGCUGCAACACUAAUUAUUCUUGGGAUUUUACACAUUCUAAUUUUGUUACCAAAGGUACUUUGCUCAGGUGUAUUUGAACUACGGCUAUCAUCCUUUACAAAUGUGCGCGGUUUGGAUUAUAAAGGAAAUUGUUGCAAUGGAGUUUAUGAAAACUCGAACAUGGGUCACUCAGGAGCAAUGUGCACGGAACCUUGUCAUACGUUUUUUACAAUCUGCAUAACUAAUUAUAUGGUCGACAUUCCACCGGAUUUAAGUAAAGAAAAGUGUCUUCUUGGAUAUGUAAUGACUAAUGUAUUAGGAGGAAAUAAUGUGAAUUUUGAAACUCUUGAAGGCUUCAACAAUGUGUUUCUGUUCCAUUUUAAUAUCUCUUGGCCGGGAACAUUUUCAAUCAUAAUUCAAGCCUGGCACGAUGUUACUUUAAGAUCACCUGAAACUGGAAGUCCAAGAGAACGUAUUUCUCGUCUAGCCGUGCAGCGUGAACUGAGAGUGGGACCAGAAUGGAGCAACUUUAUUCAUAAAACCAACCAAACAGAGCUCGAGUAUAAAUACCGGGUUCAAUGCAGUAGCGACUACUAUGACGCCGGUUGCUCGACCUUGUGCAGACCACGUGAUGACCAUUUUGGCCAUUACACGUGCGCUGACGAUGGCUCGAAAGUUUGCAUGGCUGGUUGGAAAGGAGCAUACUGUGACCAAGCAAUCUGCCUGGAAGGUUGCGAGGAUCAGCAUGGGUACUGUGACCGGCCCUACGAAUGCAAAUGUCGAAGCGGCUGGGAGGGACCACUGUGCUCAAAGUGUAUUAAGUACCCCGGAUGCAGUAACGGAAAUUGUUCGAAACCCUGGGAAUGCAAAUGUUUUGAAGGCUGGGGCGGACUCUUUUGUACACUAGAUUUGAAUUACUGUACACAUCAUACCCCAUGUCAAAAUGGCGGCGUGUGUCAGAAUUCCGGAAGUGGUGGUUACGACUGCACGUGCCCGAAAGGAUAUUCGGGAACGAAUUGUGAGCGGGAAAUCGAUGACUGCCUCAACCAGCCAUGUCUAAAUGGAGGUUCGUGUGAAGAUAUCGGUUCAGGGUACUCUUGCACGUGUAAAAUUGGCUUCACUGGCUCACGUUGCGACGUUGCCGCAGAAAGUUGCGAGAAAAACCCAUGUAAAAAUGGCGCCACUUGUAUCGAAGGUCAAGGAUCCUACGUAUGUCAGUGUAAAACUGGGUUCACAGGCCGGAACUGUGACCAAGAGAUCUACGAGUGCGAGCCUAACCCAUGCCAAAACAAUGGACGGUGUAUCGAUAAAGUCAAUGGCUUUCAAUGUGUAUGUGAAAGCGGCUUCAGUGGCAAAUAUUGCGAAACGAACGUGGAUGACUGCACGCACAAACCGUGCAAAAACAACGGCGUCUGCCUGGACAAAAUCAAUGAUUUUGAAUGUCGCUGCGUUCCUGGAUUUGUAGGUGAUUUCUGCCAAACCAAUGUUGACGAUUGUAAACUGAGACCGUGUGCUAAUGGCGGCUCUUGUAAGGACCUAGUGAAUAAUUUCACGUGCACGUGCCGGCCGGGCUUCUUCGGGAGGUUUUGUGAAGUGGAUAUUGAUGAAUGCGCAAGUAACCCGUGCAGAAACGGCGCAACGUGCAAACAAAGUGUUGAUAACUAUCAUUGUUCGUGUUUGCCUGGUUUCACAGGUAAAAAUUGUCAGUAUUUACCAGGACAAAUUGAAACUACUACGCGCGAAAGCACGGAUGGUAUUGUACUGCAGACGACAACGUUAAAAGAGAAUGGAGCUAGGACUGUGAAAAAUAACGUCACUGUUACUGAACAACAUGGACAAGAACAGGAAUUUACGACGACGCAGUUAUUGUUGAUUGUGUGUUUAGGUGUAGGAAUCCCAUUGCUAUCGAUAAUUAUUGUAGUCACCAUUUUAUUGUGCCGGAAGAGACGGUCACCGCCGCUUAAGAGUCGCGAGGAAGAAGAAAAUGUGCAAAAUUCCAUAAACAAUAAACUGAGGGAGUCGAAAAUAUUCACAACAAUCCCUCAAAGUAGUUCAAACAUUUCCAAUUUAACAAGUAAAAUAUCAAAUGAAGACAUAGACUUUAAUACAUUAAAGUCCUACAGAAGCAGUAGGCCUAAUUCUAUUUAUAUUGGUGAUAAGCCAAUUAAUAAUAAACAAUUAUUUUUUAAUCCGGACCUGAAGGUCCACGCAAAACAUAGAGACUACGAGAAAACUUCAAAGUCACUAGAAAAGGAGAAAGUGUCAAUAGAUCCUUCAAAUUUAGAUGUCAGGGAUUAUCGAGGUUCACAUGACAUCCAUUACAUUGACAAGCAUAUUAACAGAGACACUAUUAAUAGAAACUCAUUAUUAAUUCUUGAGCCACAACUUCACCAAGAACCACAUCGUCACAGUAGUUACUAUGGAGACGACGUCCUCGCAACGGAAGUGUAGUGACGUCAUACUCUUGUUAGACAAUCUUGACUUUGAACUGCAAUAUAUUUAAAUUAUUUAAGAUAAAAAAGAUUUGCAAAACAAGUGUAUUUAAAAAUGUAUUUAUUGCGAAACAGAUCUCGUUUUCGUGGAGCUACAUAUCUACAUGCCGAAGAUGUCGGCUCAUUAUAAAUUAGUCAUUCUGUGAGCCUGCAAGUGCCUUUGUGUGCUCGACUGCAUGUGUAUGUGUGACAUUUUUUCGAAGAGAACAAUUC